Ostrea edulis (European flat oyster) is the source of this 585-nucleotide messenger RNA. Its product is annotated as late histone H2B.L4-like. The transcript has a single exon. The coding region runs from base 61 to 438 and encodes 125 amino acids. The record is from RefSeq and is a predicted model, not a curated record. Gene Ontology annotation, molecular function: structural constituent of chromatin; DNA binding; protein heterodimerization activity. NCBI's taxonomy places the organism in Eukaryota, Metazoa, Mollusca, Bivalvia, Ostreida, Ostreidae. Gene Ontology annotation, cellular component: nucleosome.
AAGCACAUUUCGCGCGUUGUGAGUUCAGUUCACGAUAUAGGGACGAGAGAGAGGGAGAGAAUGCCACCCAAAGCACCAGGUGCAACAAAGGGUUCGAAAAAAGCUAUAUCCAAGUCAACUAAACCACCAGGCGAGAGAAAGAAAAAGAGGAAACGAAGAGAAAGCUACGGCAUUUACAUAUAUAAAGUAUUAAGGCAAGUCCAUCCCGACACUGGAAUUUCAAGCAAAGCCAUGUCGAUAAUGAACAGUUUCGUCAACGACGUAUUCGAACGGAUUGCCGGCGAGGCCUCGAAACUUGCAACUUAUAACAAGCGUUCCACUAUUAGUAGUCGAGAAAUUCAAACAGCUGUACGCCUUUUGCUUCCCGGAGAGUUGGCAAAGCACGCUGUCAGUGAGGGAACUAAGGCAGUGACGAAGUAUACAAGUGCAACGAAGUGAGGAAAUUCGGGUAGAAGUCGAUACUUGGUGCUGAACGUUGACAAUUUGAUCUCGUUUGUGUUGGACUUGUGAUGUGUUUCACCAAUUGUGUGUAAUUAGUUCAUGUGUUUAUAUCACAGCAAAUGAAUACAUUUUGGCAUACUUAAA